Dermatophagoides farinae (American house dust mite) is the source of this 3254-nucleotide messenger RNA. Its product is annotated as nose resistant to fluoxetine protein 6. NCBI's taxonomy places the organism in Eukaryota, Metazoa, Arthropoda, Arachnida, Sarcoptiformes, Pyroglyphidae. The record is from RefSeq and is a predicted model, not a curated record. Gene Ontology annotation, molecular function: acyltransferase activity, transferring groups other than amino-acyl groups.
CGCUAUUUAUCAUGACCGACGCCUAAUAUUAUUAUAACAAAAUAUAAAAAUCGAUGAUUGAUUAAUUAUUUGAUCGUUUGGGCGAGUAUUGUGGUGGUCGUCAUUUGGUUUUCUCAAUACAACAAAAACAACAAAGAGAUGUUGAUGUUGAUGAUAAUGUUGAUGAUGAUGAAUCCAUUUAAGUGAAUAUACAAAUAUCGAACAGAAAAGAACAAAGUAAAAAAAAACAAAUGUUUGUAAGAAAGUGAAUGAGAGACACACAGUGGACAGUGUGGACAGAGACGAUCAGAAUCUUUUUUGUGUUUCGAAUGAAAUCAGUAUACAAAGAUUUGUUCCAUGAUUUUCAAACAUCAUCAUCAUCACCAUCAUCACCAUCUUAUAUAUGAAUGAACACAAACAAAACAAAGAUUUGAAUGUUUGAAGACAAACAUUGUUGGCAUACAUACAUUCAUUUAAUCAAAUAUAAUUUUGACCAUCUUGUGGCGAUGAUGAUGGUGAUGGUGAUGGUGGUGGCCGCCAAUCGAUAUUGAAAAAAAAACAAAACAAAACAAAACAAAAUCUUCUUUCCUGACCAUUGUCAAAUGUAAACUUUCCCAUUCUUAUCAUCAUCAUCAUCAUCAUCAUUCGAUAAUUAUCAUAAUUGUGAAUUAUUUUUUUAUUUGCCGUUAUUUUUCGAACAUGGUGAUUAAUAUUUGAAUUUUUGUUGUUGUUGUUGUUGUUGUUGUGAUUUAUCGUUUUUGUUUCUGUUUUUUUUUAAAUUCUUCAUCAAGAUGGCAAAAUUUAAUUUUGUUGCCAUUUUUGUGAUUUUUAUCCUAAAUUCUUACCAUCAUUCAUGUAGUGAAGAAUAUUUAUGGCAACCAUUGUUAAAUAUUUCAGAUGAUUUAUUUGCCAAAGCUAUUCUGCCUCAUUAUAUUGAUCUGAAUCAUGAUAUUAUUGAUAAUCAUAAUAUAAGCCAAGAAUGUCGUACAGAUAUUAAUCGUGCAUUGAUUGCUUUUCAUCAACGAAAAACGUGGUCAUUUAAAUUAUUCAAUUCAUGGGCACGUUCAUUACCAUCCGGUUUGAUGACUGGUACAUUUACUGAUUAUGGUGAUUAUGAUCAAUGUUUAUCCAUUGAUCAUACAGAUAUUGUAUCAAAAUAUUGUUUCUUAGAUUUAGCUUUACCAAUGCCAACACCAAUGCCUGAUCAUCAUAAUAUUGUUAAAAAUUUCCCUGUUAUACCAUUGCCAAAUGAAACAAAUCGUCCAGAUUUGGUUUCCAAUGGAGCCAUUUUUCAUGAUCUGGCCAGUGUAUCAUCAUUUUUCUAUCAUAUUUUCAUACGUAUGGGUAUUUGUAUACCUAAUUCCUGUACCGAUAUGGAUAUUCAUAAUGUUAUCAAAAAUAAUCACCUUGGAGAAACGGGUCUUGAAUUUCAUUUAUCAACAUGUACGAUAAAAUCGACAGAAAAAUGGACACCUAAUUUACCUCAAAAAAUAGCAUUAAUAACCAUAAUCAUAUUAUCAGCUAUUACCAUAUGGGCAGCAAUCUAUGAUCGAUUAGUAAUGAAAAAAAGUGAUUCAAUAUCCGAAACAGUAUUGUUAUGGUUUUCACCAAUCAAAAAUGCAGCCAAACUUGUAUCGACAAAAACCUCGAAACAUGAUGAUCUAGCCUGUGUUCAUGGAAUACGUUUCCUGACACUUGUAUGGAUCAUAAUUGGCCAUACACUUGAAUGGAAUCCGAUGAAUUUAUUUCGACAUUCAUUCAUAAUGAAAUCACGACUAUCAUCACUUUCACAUCAACCAUUAUUCAAAGCACAUUAUUCAGUUGAUACAUUUUUCUAUCUAAGUGGACUAUUAACAUCUUAUGUUACAUUUAAAUAUACACAAAAUGAUUAUCGAAAAUUCCGUUAUAUUCCAUACACAUUUUUACGUUAUCUUCGAUUAACACCACAAUUGAUAGCAUUCAUGUUAUUAUUGAGCCUAUUACCACCAUUAUAUGAUGGUCCAUUAUGGUCAACCUAUAUGAAUAUUGUCAUUGAUAAAUGUUCGAUAACAUGGUGGCAUAAUCUUCUCUAUGUACAGAAUAUAAUCGAUGUUCAAAAUAUUUGCGCUCUUCAUACAUGGUAUUUGGCUGCCGAUAUGCAACUACAUUAUAUGUCAGUUAUUUUAAUUGGAAUGUUAUUAAGAUAUCCAAGACGAGGUAUGCUCGUCACCAAAUGUGUCAUACUAGUCUGUAUUUGUAUCAGUGCAUUAACUGUUUUCAUUAAGAAACAUCCACCCGGUGGUGUAGUUACGAUUAAAAAUGAUUUUCUCGAUGAAUUUGGUCGACCAAGUGAAUUUUUAAAAUUUUUCUAUCAACCAUGGAAUCAUGCAAAUGUAUUUUUUAUUGGUUUCAUUUUUGGUGCCAAACUACAUGAACGUUCGGAUUGGCGUCAAAUGGUGACAAUGAAAACUAGUACAAAAUAUCUAUGCUGGUUAUUAGCUUUUUCUGGUUAUCUAUUCUGCAUUUAUAGUACAUCACCAUGGCUUUAUGGUCGGCCAUAUGAUCCAUUUUGGUCGGCUAUUCUUUAUCCAUUGAAUCGUACGAUAUGGGCAUUGGUAUUAACAUUAAUAAUUUGGCUUUGUAUCACUAAUAAUGGUACAUUUAUUGGCAGUAUUCUUUCAUGGAAAGUAUUUCGUCCAUUAUCACGUAUGACAUAUUCAGUAUAUCUAACACAUGUUCUCGUAUUCUAUGUUGCUCUUGGAUCAAGACGUAAUCUUAUUGAUAUGCGUAUGACGGCCAUAUUUUCUUUGUUAACAUCAUCGAUUGUCAUUUCAUAUUUAUUUGGUUUCAUUUUUACCGUAUUGGUUGAAAGUCCACUAAUACAUUUUCUUGAUUAUCUUAAAAAUUGUUGGUUAAUUAAUCAGCCAAUAAUGAAUUCAGAAAAAACAACAACAAAAAAUGAUAAUAAUGAUAAUGAAACAAAUGAGAAAAAAUUCAAUCUACCAGAAUUCGAUAUGAAUGUAAAAGAAAAACAGCUGAUAUUGAAUUCAGAAUCGAAUGUAUGAUGUGAUAUAUCAUUGAACAUAUAUAUUGAUUGAAUGAAAUAGGAAUCACCAAAUGACAAAGAAAAUUGUAACAUUUGAUUAUUUCGAAUAAAAAAUUGAUUAAUUAAUUAAUUUUUUUUUUGUUAAAAACAUUUCAUCAACAACAACAACAAAAAGUUAAUUGAAUUAAAUUCAUAAUCAAUAAUCAUUAUAUUAAUAUAUCAUUGUCAAAUGAUCGAUUUAUUAAGAUUA